Molecule: messenger RNA, 3023 nt
Organism: Venturia canescens
Lineage: Eukaryota; Metazoa; Arthropoda; Insecta; Hymenoptera; Ichneumonidae
Exons: 6
Coding region: 273-1949 (558 amino acids)
Biological process (GO): regulation of transcription by RNA polymerase II
Cellular component (GO): nucleus
Source: RefSeq, a predicted model, not a curated record
UCAACGCUGUACAUACAACAACGUAGUGCGAUUGAGAGGGGGAGGGGUUUUUUGUUUUGUACGUCGCAGCUAUCCUCGAGUCUUCUCUAUCAUCUCUCAAAUGACGCUCGAGCAACGACCGCGAGCAUUUUAUAUCGCAAGUAGUUCCGAUGUGACAACAAGUUCAUAAGUGUUUUGUAUUGACAUUUAUGAUAUAAUGUGAGGGAAAUUAAUAUUAAUAAUCGUCUUUGGACGGAGGAAGUGUGAGAUCUUUUUUCGUGGGUGGCAGAGAGAUGGGUCAAGGCACUGAGGCUUGCGGAGAUCGACCGAGCGAAGUAAGCGUCAUUAGAUUCGUUUCAAGAAAUCGUACUAUUGAAGAAAUUGCCCCGAAAAAGGAAGUUUACACAUGCAAGCAGCGAGGAUGUGGCAAGAUAUUCACAAAUCAGGAAGAAUACAAAACUCACGAAGCUCUCGAGGCACUGAAAAUCAGAUUUAUAUGUCGGGAGCCAGGAUGCGGGGAAGAGUUGUCAGAUCCAGGAAGUAUGUGGCGUCAUUAUCAAGAACGUCACAACAACGAGACGAAUGGUUUCGUGUGUCCAUACACGAACUGUGGAAGUUUACAUAGUACGACAGAAAUCUUGGAGGAUCACAUAGAGAGUUGUCACAGGCAACCACCGACGUUACCAACUGAACCAGAGAUUAUAUGUUUUGAAGGAAUUGAAAAUUCGAUCGACGAUGAUACGAAUCAGACGGAAGAAGAAUUUUGUUACGAGAUGGAUGCAAAGAAUCAACAAUUGAGUAACGAGAAUUUAAUAACAAGAUCGAACGGUUAUUCAUUGUCGUCGAGCAAUAAUGAUUACGAUACGAAAAUUGUAGAAUAUACGGUCGAAGAUGAGGGGUCGAAUAGAAGUGAGAACAAUACUUAUCAAAAUGACAAUAUAAAUAUUAUCGAGGAACAUAAAAAAAUCACUGCCACUUGCAAAUCCGAUGAAUAUAACAAAGAAACUGAUUUUCAAUCAAGAAAAUCAAUGAAAAAUAAUGAAACUGUCUCGAUAUUCCAAGAAGAUUUUGUCAUAAAGUAUGAUUCUCGGUCAUCUCAGUGUAACGAAAUUCUACAAUCGGAUGAUAAAGAUGAAAAAAGCAACGUCUUGUACAUAAACGGUGACGUCACGAUCACAAAAAAUCUCAAGAUCGAAGUUACUAAUCAACAAGUUCAAGAACACCGUAUCGAUCUUGGCAAUUUGGAAAAAGUUUUUAGAAGCGGUUUUGAACAAGAUUCACCUACGUUAGAUACCGGAAGUAAUACCGAAACUAAUAAUUGCCUCGAUGAUGAAGAAUACACACCUAAGAAACAAAGAAUGUCGAGAUACAAACAAGAACCUUACAAAUGUGACUUCAAUGGUUGUGGCAAAAUGUACAGAUACAUAUCCCAUUAUCGACAUCAUCAGGAUAGUCAUAAACUCGUUGGCAAUAGUGCCGUCGCUACCAAGCUCGCUAAAGCUCUCGCCAGGCCGAAACAAGGAAAAGCUACAACCGUCAGUUUUUUCUUGUGCAAAAUGCCAGGAUGUGGUGCUCAAGUGAACAACGUGACUAGUCUUUGGAAGCAUUAUCAUGAUAAUCACGCAAACUCGAAACCGUCGCUGGUGCAAACGGCAAAGGGAACUGAGAUAUUUCGAUGCAAAAUUCCAAAUUGCGACAUGGAAUUCAGUACGAGCUCGAUGAUGUACAAGCAUUUUAAUGACGUGCAUACGAGUACAGGAGGGUCUUGUAAUUCAAGCACAAAUGGAAAGACUGCAAAUGGGAGUAGCAUAAGAUUUGUUGACGAGAUGUUUCAGGAUGACGCUACCGCCCAACAAGCAAAUUUUAAGACUGACUUUAAAGCCAAGUAUAAUGUUAAUAUCGACGAGUACGUCGAGCCCGGCAACGAACAAAAAUCACUGCCGAGAAUCAAAGAAGAAUCGCGAGACUGAUUCUUUUCCUCAAAUUUCAAGUUCGAAAUUCCGAGAUAGGAAGAGGAGGGAACGGAAAAUAAAACAUUGAAAACGUUAAAAAGAGAAGCAUGACAUUGUUCCGUGCGUUUAAAGAAUAUUCGGCAGAUUUAUUAUGCCCGAAGAAAAUUGUACAAUUUUCUUGUACUAUCGUCUCACGACUGUAAUUCGAGAGAAUGUUGAAAUUUCUAAUUACUGAAAGCCGACGAAAGACCUUUCCAACUAUUUAUCGAUCUAUCAUUUCUUCACAUUCUCCAAAUUUUCUUUGCAGAUUUAGUUUUGUGGUCUCCAAGAGCUGCAAUAAAAUCAUGGCACAAAAAAAUGAUAUUCCGUAGCUUUUCAGUGUUGGAAGUUUCAAGCAUCGUUAUUCGAGCGUCUUAUUGCUCGUGGGUAAAAAAGAAGAAAAAAAGUGAAAACCGAAGAAUAUUCCGAAUUUAAAGCGUAAUCUAUAGGUAAUAAUUUUUUGAAUCGAUUGGAUCGAAAUGCUUGAUUAAGUCAAUCGCGGCAGGCAUUUUUCUCCGCUACGUGUGUGAAAAAAAGAAACUUAGUAUAAUUAAUUAGGCUUUUUGGUAUCGACUUUGAUGCCACAUAUCGCAGCUGUCUUUUGAGAAAGCGGACUCUUUCACUGCCCGUGUAAAACUUCCCCCAUCCCUUCUAAAAACAUACUGUUGCUGAAGUGUGCAGUUUCAGGAUCAUGAGAAAUAAAAUUUCAUCGAAAUCCUCCUUCAGCUUAGUCGAUCAAUUUGUUAAAAACGAUGAAUCGUGCUUAUAUUGUGGCACAUCAACUAUUUGUCGAUUUUCUCGAUCAAUACACUGUCCGAUGCAAAUAUCCAAGUGAAAAAAAAAAAACAUGAAACUUUUGAAUAAGAAUUUCUAAUAUUCCGUACUGAUUUUUACUAUUUUAUAUUAUUAUCGUAUCGUUUUUAAUGUACAGCUUUAUGAGAUGUACACCUCCAUAUAGAACUCGCAUUAGAUUACUCUAAAACUAUGAUUAUUGUAUAGGAUUUUUAUUUAAAUGGAUGUACGUUUCGAAAAUAAAGUGCAAUAGUAGAAUGA